Phascolarctos cinereus (koala) is the source of this 493-nucleotide messenger RNA. Lineage: Eukaryota; Metazoa; Chordata; Mammalia; Diprotodontia; Phascolarctidae. The record is from RefSeq and is a predicted model, not a curated record.
AUGGCCGGCCCAUGGUCCUUCCUGCUGCUGCCUCUGCUGCUGCUCGCCCUGGUCCUAGCGGUCCAAGCCCAAGAGCGCCUGCGCCGCCUGCUGGGCAGCCUCAUGGAGGCCAACCAGAACGAGGACGGCGUGCAGCAAGAGCUCGGCUUCGCCCUAAGAGAAUUUAACCGGGCCAGCAACGACAAGUUCGGCAGCCGAGUGUUCCGGGUGGUGCGAGUCAGGAAGCAGGUUGUGACUGGUAUAAAAUACUAUAUUGACGCUGAGAUUCGUCGAACCACCUGCAACAAAUCUGUGGCUGACCUUUCAAGCUGCCCCUAUCACGAGGACCCAGCUCUGAAAAAGCACUCCAUCUGCGAGUUUGAGGUGUAUUCUGUUCCCUGGACGGGCAAAACCUCCCUCUUGAAGAGUGAAUGCAAAGAUGCGUAGGUGUAUCCUCACACAUCUGCGACCAGUCUGAGCUGCAGCUGUUUUCUCUGUUUUGAAAAAAGAGCAA